AUGUUGUAUAGAGUGAAUGCUAUCCCAUUAACAAUAGAAGGGUUCAAACCUUACGGUUCGAUUAUUUCACCAGGUGAGGAAGUAACAAAAUUAGGUUCAAACUACAUUAAUGCAAAUCAAGGAACGGCAAUAAAAUUAGGUCAAGUAAGUCAAAUCGAAACAACUUCAGAAAAUAAAGUACCGAAUUGGAACCUUUUCAGAUGUUUCGUACAACCACAUUUGAAAACCCAAUUCCCACCAAAAAAAACUAUAGGGCAUUCCAUUAUUGUAUUAGAAAAACAUCCAGAAAGUUCUCAAACCUUUAUACCAAUCGGACAAUCCUCAGAGAAAGUUACAUAUUUGAUAGUAGUAGCUUUACCAAAUAGGCACACAUCUGAAGGAUCACCAUUAUUAAACACAUUAAAAGCCUUUAAGUGUAAGGGGAACCAAGCUGUAACAUACGGAAGAGGCGUUUGGCAUGCACCUAUGAUUGCAGUAGGUACUCAAGAAUACGUAGAUUUCGGUGUCUUAAUUUAUGAAACUUUAGAUCCUCAAAAACCAGAACUAGAUUGUAUUGAAGUUAGUUAUGUACCUAAUGAAAUUAUAAUAAAUAUAUAG
Messenger RNA from Naumovozyma dairenensis CBS 421, 597 nucleotides. It is a transcript of the gene DAL3, whose product is annotated as ureidoglycolate hydrolase. Gene Ontology annotation, molecular function: ureidoglycolate lyase activity; ureidoglycolate hydrolase activity. The coding region runs from base 1 to 597 and encodes 198 amino acids. NCBI's taxonomy places the organism in Eukaryota, Fungi, Ascomycota, Saccharomycetes, Saccharomycetales, Saccharomycetaceae. Gene Ontology annotation, biological process: allantoin catabolic process. The transcript has a single exon. The record is from RefSeq and is a predicted model, not a curated record.